UCCCUAAGACCGUCGCCCUCGCGAAAGGGCCUCAUCUGUCUGUGCAAUGACGGCGUGCUGCGCAGUUUCAGUUCGACGGGAACGGUAGUGGACUAUGCGCGGCUGAGUCCGGAGGAGAUUCAGGAUGCGAGUGAAUUGUUUGGCACCGAUCCGCAUCUGCAGCAGGAGAUGAGGAAGGUGUUUCGCGGGGUGGAUGGGUAUGAUGUGCCCAGUGAGAAAUUGGAGUUUCCGGAUAGGGAGUUGGUUCCGAGGCGGUUGAGG
Aspergillus ibericus CBS 121593 is the source of this 261-nucleotide messenger RNA. RefSeq lists its product as uncharacterized. The transcript has a single exon. The annotation marks the transcript as partial. NCBI's taxonomy places the organism in Eukaryota, Fungi, Ascomycota, Eurotiomycetes, Eurotiales, Aspergillaceae. The record is from RefSeq and is a predicted model, not a curated record.